AUCUGAACCUGUUCCUGUACAACACGCAUAACAAUUUUGUUCUUGCCAUCAAUAUGCUUUCCAUGAAACUAACUUUGGUCCUGGUAUGUUUCUGCUUUGCACUUGCAAACGCUAUGUCGGUGAGGCAAUGCGAAUGUACGUUUCAUGAUGCAAAAGACAACGUGCUCGAAAAAAUCAUCAUAACCUGCAACAAACAAUGGCUUACCACCCAAAGGCACAUUUGUGUUUGCUCCGAACAACACAAAACCAUAAAGGAAUAUUUCGAAGGGAAGCUUGACUGUUCAAAGGCAAGGAGUCGAACUAUGGAAGAAGUAGAAGUAGCAGAGAGAGCUGAAAUCACAGGCAAUCUGAAAUGUGAAUUGCAGUCAAACAGCUUGUACGAGUACCAUUGCCAACUGGCAUAACAAGUUCUACAUUAAAUAUAAAACAUUUUUGUCCCUGUAGGUCUAUUGUAUAACACCGGGUGUUUGGUGAAACACUCUAAUUGGAUAUUGUUAACGCUUGACUAUAAGCAUACUCAGUUAUAUAGAAACAAAACACGAAAAUCAAGUUCAGUUAAAUUUCCCGCAAAGUUAUUUUUUUACUUUAAAAUUUAAUGCUUGCGACUUUGUUUUGUGUAUAUAUUGAUACUGAUUGCCCUUACUAGUGUGUACACGUCAUAUUUAUAAUCUUACAAAUUGAUGCCCUAAAUUAUAAUAUUGUGUAAUUCAUUUUAUGGCCGUUUUCGUUUCAUAUUUGUAAAUACAUCUAUAACAUAAAAAUA
Molecule: messenger RNA, 763 nt
Organism: Ciona intestinalis (vase tunicate)
Lineage: Eukaryota; Metazoa; Chordata; Ascidiacea; Phlebobranchia; Cionidae
Source: RefSeq, a predicted model, not a curated record